Plasmodium knowlesi strain H is the source of this 11700-nucleotide messenger RNA. Its product is annotated as conserved Plasmodium protein, unknown function. Lineage: Eukaryota; Apicomplexa; Aconoidasida; Haemosporida; Plasmodiidae. The coding region runs from base 1 to 11700 and encodes 3899 amino acids. The transcript has 3 exons. The record is from RefSeq and is a predicted model, not a curated record.
AUGAUAAACGUACAAACAUGCCAGAGCAGCAAUCGAGUGGAUUUCCUACUGAGGGGGAAAUUCGUUAAAGGUAGCAGAAGGAAUUUUCUCCUGGCCGCAAAGGAUUCCUACCUGGAGCUUCUCACCGGGGAUUUCAAAGAAACCAUCUGCGUCCAAAACACCUUCCUUAGGAUCAUCUAUCUGCAGAUCCAGAGAGGAAAACACCAAGACCAAUUCCUCGUGGCAGAUGAAAAAUUGAACUUUCGAAUUUUGAAAUUUGACGGAAGCUUCGUGGAGACAUUUUUCCUUGGGAAUUUCAGAUCAUCAAAACUGAAAAAAUAUGUGGACCAUUCAACCAUAAAAGGAGGAGAGAAAAAAAAUGAGUUCUUCCAGGAGUAUUCCAAGCACAUCCAUGUGUGCAAAUUAAAAAAUAUAUUUUUGGUAUCAAUAGAAAAUGUUGUUUUUUUUGUAAUAGAGAAUAAAUCUAAUUGGAAUCGCAAGAAGUUAAAUGAAGUCUCUCGUAAUUACUACUUUGGACUGAAGUACAUUCCCCAAAAGAGGAACGUUAAUAUUAUGUACGACCCUAUGCAACUGAGAUAUUAUAUUAUUCAUAGGAAUAAAAAUGGAAGGAAAAGAGUUAAGUACAUUUCCUCUUCCUUUGAGAGUGACUGCAAACCGCAUGUCCACGAGAUAUGUAUGAACUGCCCUCAGGAAAGACCGGCCCAGAGCAGCAUCAAAGGAACCGACCUACAGAGCAAACAUACGUCGAGGCAUCUCCCCACUCACAGAGGGCAAGGCAGAAAGCACCCUUUGCCAAACACAAGCAAGUGUCCCAUUAAGGUGAAAAAAAUACGAAUCGAAAAUUGUUCAAAGAAAGAAUUCUCAUGCAUUCUCUUUAAAAAAAACGUUUCCUUUGUAACACUCUUGGAGUGUUCGAGGGAGAGGUACUCAAAUGUGCAGUGUGCUCCAUCCUAUUCUGAACACCGUAGCAUCAGCAGAUUAAAGGCCUCUCUUUAUAACAACCUUUUCGGAGAAGGGUGUGCGUUCGUGAGGAAUGCGAUAAAUGUGGGGGAGUUAUUUAUAAAUCCGCGAGGACAAGGGGGCAUGGGAUUAUCAAGCCAUGUUACUUCUCCAUCGAAAGGUAAUAUGUCUUACGGGGGAUAUAAGGCGAAGGAAACGGAAAUGAAUUGCCCUUUAAGGAGUGGAAACGUUGUUCGCACGGAGCAUACAGUUCAUUACCACGAUGAAGAGCAAUCAUGCAGUGAACAAUUCAUAAGGAGGAAACACUCCACGGAGGAAAAUGCACCAAAGAAGAACUACUAUAAUGAAUUUUCCAACUGCACAAGCUUAAAAAUAUGUUUCAUUGUAAACUUUAUACGAAACAGAAGCAGUCACUCUGAUUUUGUGAGACACCUUUUAUUCCUUUUCGAUAGGGAAGAGAGCGAAAUGAUGAUGCUUAUGAAGAAUUUGUGGAGGACAAGCAUGUUUGAAUCAAAGGAUUGGGAUAUUAUUAACAAGUACGAAAAGAAUUUCCCAGGGGAUGAAUCUACGAUGGUUCACACCAACUAUAUAGUGGACCCAUCUAUUAAACAGAAGCAGAUUUUUAGCCAUAGAAAUAACUCCAAGGGUGGAGAAACCGAAAGGCACACUUUUGGGACAUGUCCACUGUGCCAGUACCAUUUUGAGAAAAUCAAGUUUCUCCAAGGGGAUCCCGUAUUUCAGCAGAUUUUUGAAAAAAACUUUAUUUAUCGACACGGUGUGAUUAAUUCAGAUAAUGCGGUUAAUUCAGAUGGUGUGAUUAAUUCAGAUGGUGUGAUUAAUUCAGAUGGUGUGAUUAAUUCAGAUGGUGUGAUUAAUUCAGAUGGUGUGAUUAAUUCAGAUGGUGUGAUUAAUUCAGAUGGUGUGAUUAAUUCAUAUGAUGCGAGGCUAGUGAUGACACUUCUGCUCGGCCUCUCCACCAGAUUGAAGCUCCUCCUUGUCUACUUUUCCCUUUUCUUCUACUCCACCAGGAAAACGUUGAGUAGCUCCUUCCGCACCGUCCUGUUGAGGAGACAAAACGGGAGGCCUUCAAUUGUGCGCCAGCUAGCCAUGCAUAUUUACCUUUUGAAUCUUUUUCUUGUUCAUAUUUUUAACUAUGCGUGUGGCCACUCGGAGGGGGACUCUUCAGCCCAUCACGCAGCGGAGAAAUCAGCAACGGGGAAAUCAGCAGCGGAGAAAUCAGCAACGGGGAAAUCAGCAACGGGGGAAAUGGAGGGCUCCUCCGCGAGUGAGCAUAUCCAUCGCGAUAAGUGUGAUGUUACUCAUCUGGAGGAAGAACCCAACGGAGUGAACGCAAAUAGCCCAAGUGUGUGCACGCCAAACGGAGAUAGACUAACGAAUGGGGUAUUCCUCCGGAUAUGUAAAAAAUUGAAUCAGCUCAUUAGAGAAUACAUGACUGAUUCCACACAAUGUAGGAGUGCAGGAAUCGAAACGGAUUUAGCAACUUCUCAUAAUCACAGGUUAGAGACAAAUGAGGGACAAACCACAAGUGGAACUGCUAUACAACAUUGCGAAGCCAUAAAAAGUAUCAUAAUGGAUAUACAGAAUCUGCGCCUUAUAUCAAACACCUGUUUGAAGGAAUUGAAUUUUCAUUAUGGAAAUGUGAGGGAUAAAUUAUUGCGCGCGAAGGGGAAGGUAGAAAGGAGGAGGUGGAAAAUGUCAAACCAUACCCAUGGGGAAUGGACCCAUGAACACAGAAUUGGUCAAACGACACACAUCGUACUAAUUACUACAAAUGACAACGGAAGGGCCAACAUAAUAUUUUUUAAAAAUAAGAAAAAAAAAAAGAAUACCACUAUCAAUAAUAUUUUAAUACCCAUUGCCAAAUUAUAUCUCCCUAUGGAAAUAGAGAAAGUGGAGAGCGUAAUGAACAGAUCCUCCUUUGUUCUAUUUGCCAAGAGCGGGAUGGUUUUCUUUUUUCAUUUUUCCACAGAAUAUGGCACGAACCUUACACUGGUGAAUUAUCGUCUCGCUCUCAGCACCGACAUUUCCUAUAUAGACAAGUUGAGAUUCUUAAAAAUUGUUAAAAGGGAUGGCGCAUACGAUGAAAUUGAGGAUCACAUCUUAUGUUCCGACUAUUUUGUUAAAUGUUUCUGCUUGAGGAGCCUCCGUAACUUCCCCCCGCGUUUGUGGUCUAGUGUCCCCGUUGAAGGGUGGCAAAGGGCCAAGCACAUCGGAAAGGAAGGAGAGAAAAGUGAACACUUAGAGAGGGACCUCCUUUUGCAAUCACGUAGCAAAGGGAGUGGACAGAGGGAAGACACUCUUCUCCAAAGGAGAAAUAACUACAUAAAGAGCGCAACCCAAUUUCAUGCACUGCGCAGCGAUCCCUACAUCGACAGCCUAUACACGUAUCCAUUUGUGUACCACUAUGAUUUUAAGCUUUUUCAAAAUGUGUGUGCUAGCGGGUGGGACUCUGGCUCUAUAUAUUCUGGUGCCAGUAAUUGUAUUUGGGCUGAUAUGGACACCCCGAUUACAACUGUUGUGAUGUCCACCGUGGGAAGAAGCUCUACCUAUAGCAAGAGUGGGAAUGUUUCUGCGCGGCUUUUGCCCAAGAAGAGAGAUUCACACCUACAGCUGCAAUCACCCAGAGGUGUAAGCUCGCCGAUUGUACACUCCACAGCUGUCUCGCUUCAAAUCAGCAAGAGCGCCUUCAACGAGAUAUACAGGAGAAGGAAGAACAAUUCCUUCACACACACACAGGGGGAUGAUCCAAACGGGGGCAUCACAACAUGUAGCGCAAGAGCAACCGAAGAGAAGAGAGUCAUCCCCCGGAAAAUGGGGCCCAAACGGAAAAGAAAAUUCCGCUUCUACAUUAAUAACGAAAACUCUGCAGACAAUAUGAGGAAGGUAACAUGGAACGAAGAAACUCCUCCCCUAGAAGAUAAAAAUUCAUUUGAAAAUGCUUCCCAAGGGAAGGACGAAAGAUUAUCAAAUACUAUCAUUGUAUCGUUAGGGAGGGACUAUCCUAGGGUGAGCCAUCCUGUGGAAAUCGCCUUCGUUAAAAGAUAUCUCUCAGUUGAUCUUCGAGAGAAGAAAAUGUAUGUAAUUAUUUUGCUAUUCGACAUGGUAGCAUCCCAGAUGUUCAUAGAAAGGAGAAUUUUGGGGAGAGGCAUUUCAUCUAAAGAAGAACAGGAGAGUAACUACUUUAGAAACCUAAUUGAAUGGACAAAAGGAAUGUAUUGUAUAAGCUCCAUGGGGAGUACCUCCAUGAGAGAUACUCCUGCGUCGCCCUCCAAGGCGAGUAUGACAAUAGAUGAAAGCACAAGCUUUAUCCUCUCUCUAAGUGAGGAACAGGCAGACGAACUGUUCAUGGUAAAGUCUUCCGUUUAUAGGGUUUCACAUCGGCAGCAUGCUAAAUACAAUUUUGAAAAUGUAAGGAAGGAAUACUACACUUAUGAGAGAAUAAAAACGGUAAAGGAUUACAAAUACAAGGAAAAGGCGGUCGUUAGUCACUUGUCCAGAAUACACAGCCAGUUCAGCAUCACGGACGAAUUGAAUAAGAUUGCCAAUCUGUACAAAGGGAUGACACAGGUGAAGGAAGAGUCGGACGAGGACAAUAACGUAUUUAAUGUGAAGAGGUUAAAAAAAAAGUUGUCAGAUGGAUUAAUUAUCUUGGACAGUAAUAGAGACCUGCACAAGUUUACCCUCGGUCAUAAGGUGCUCUUACAGAGACAGGUCAUUGCUCUCCGGACAAAUCACACCAACAUGAACACCUUCAUGAUACAUUUCAACGACCAACUGAGCAUUCUUUGUAUGACAAGCUAUUUGGAGACCUGCUAUCUGUACGUUCGAAGCAGGGGCAACCUCUUCCGGGUUUUCCAAAAUGCGCUCUCUCUGCUGAAAGUAGAAAAAAAAACCUCUUCCGAUGAAGCAAAUAUGUUGGCUAUGUCAGGGGGAGUCCCCACGAAGACCCAUUCUCAAGAGGAAAACUCUCCUACCAAAAGACGGAUCGAACAAAACAAUAUGAAGAAAAAUGUAAUAUUUGAGAUGAUCAAAGAAAAACACGUAGAAUCACUAAAACUUUUGAAAGAAAAACUUAUAUUUGCAAAAUGUAUAGGCCAAAAUGGAAGAAACAACUUUUACGUUCUCUUGGUAAGUACGAGUAGUAUCAUUAUAAAUCACUAUUAUGUUGACACUCUCAGUGGUAGUACCCCUCUACAAUUGGUGCAUACAUCUUGUUGGUGUCUAACCUCCACCCCAGUGGUCCACUACCAUUUCGACAAGGGUAUCCUCGCCUUAUCAUAUGUAACUGGCAUCGUCGAGUUGUUUUACAUAGACGGGGUGAAUAGUGUCUGCUUGUUAAUCAGUCAAGUGGCCUGUGAGGAAAGAAUACACUCCAUUUAUGUAACCCUCAAGACGGACAAAAAAGGGGUAUCCCCCUACAGGACACCUACAUAUAAGUUCAAGUACAUUUUGCUAUGUAUAGGAUUGAAGAGAAGAUGCAGAGUACUCACUUAUUAUACCAGUCAGAGCUGUACACGCCACUUGAGUAGAACAUCACCCUGGUUAUUAAACUUGAUGGACGAUAUGCCCCCCCAGGAAAAGACGAACAAAAAUAUGAACAUAUAUGGGCGCUCUUUAAAGGCAAUAAAUGUCGAGAUGGAAGAACACCGAGGGAAAGACCUCCAAUCGUUUCACCAUCUUCGUACAUUCCAAGGCAUAACGAAAUCGAUGAGCCAUCCGGAGAAAAAUACACAGUUCGUGGCAGAGGUGUAUGAGUACACCAUAGACACCUUAAACGACCAUUGUACUAUCACCGGGAUGAUCAAGCUGAAUAAUUUUUUACUCAUCGGAACAAACGAAGGAGUGGUCAAAGCGUAUGAUAUAUUCCAUUCAAGUAACGCCCCAACGAAUGAUCUCUUUUUGCGUCAUUUCAGGGUUUUUAAAAAUCAAAGGAGAGUAACCAAAAUGUUUGAUGAAUUUUUACUUGGAAAUAACUCCGUUUAUUUUGUGAAUCCAUUGAAGGGAAACCACAGGUGGGUCCAGUCUCCACGGGUUGUUUACCAAAAGAGAUUCCGAGUCGUGGCCUUAUGUCAAAGUGGCAUUUUCAUGUUCGUGUCGGAUAGGGUUAUGCAGGAUCGAACGACAAAAUUGGAAGAAGGGACAAGGAGGUGGAAGAGUGUCUCUGGUAGCAGUAAACAGGACGAUGAUCAAAGUAGCGAUUUACACAGCGGAGAUGCCGUGACCGAUUCCACGUUUGCGUCUGUAUCCGUGAAGCGCACCCUCAGGAGAGGCCACAAUUAUUUGGACGAACUGAAAAGCAGGGUGUAUGGAUACCUUGGCAACCUGCUGAACUUGGAAAAAGACAAAGUGCGCAAUUUCUUGCGGGAUAGGCGCAUAGGCGAAGGGGGCAUGCCGAGUAGGAACAUUUUUGUUCUUCCUCUGCAAAUUUUCAAAAAUGAAGCUGAUCCCAUGUCUGUGGGAGUAAAGCGAUCUGAUGCAUCAAAUCAAUUUAACCAUUUGACGGAAGGGCGCCAAACGGAUAGCCCACCCAUUGACGCUACAUGUGGGGAUUCAAAUGAAUCUUGCGCAGACAGGCAUAAAGAAAUCAUUCAUUCUCGCCCCAUAUGCAGGAAAAAUAGCGAAAGAAUCACCACGAACAUAGAACAUUUUGAUUACGCAACUUUGAACCAAAGGUUAAUAAAACUGAAACAUGAAAUAAAUGCUAAUAGCAUUGUUUUAAUUAAAAACAAAGACUUAACUUUUCCCUACCUAAUAAUUAUCAGCCUAAACGAACAACUGUAUACUGGACUGAUUCAGAAGGAUCAGCUCCUUGUACAGAAGAGGAUAAAUUGUAAAGAGGGAGGUGCAAUAGAUAAAUUUGUAAAGUUUGACAACUCAUCUCCCCCUUGUGAUUACUACAUGCAGAAUUUUGUUCUUUACUCAGAGGUUAGUGGGCAGAGGAAGGAGGAGAGUGUCAGUGCGGAGGAAAGGAGCAACAAACCGUUCGAAGGGGCUGGAAGUAACGAUCGUGUAAAGUUUAGAGGACACCCCUUCUAUGGUGAUGCAAAAAAGAAAGACCACUUCUCCGCUAGGUGCGCCAAAAAAGAUAAACCAAAUAAAGCUAAAGUGUUUACCUCGGAGAAGAGGGAUAACGAAAGAGGAAUAGGUACCCACUGUGGAGGUAAUAACCUGUUCCUAAAAAUGAACAAGAAUAUUAUUAACACCUUUAAUAGUAGCAGUCUGUCAGAUGUUCUCCUGAUCAACCUAAAUCGAAAAUAUAUCCUUACUGAGUUGUUCCUUAUUUGCUCAUGUUCGGAGAAGGGGAAAAUUAUUGAGGCCAUCGAGGGAGGCGGCGACAGGGGGCAGAGCUCAGGACAGAACCCAUUACAACCUUCUUCGGAGCAGAUCCUAGGGCAUGAUUUUUCGGACCAUCUCGCACGACCUCUCCCCCUUGAGUUACCCCCGCGACGCUUCCCGCCGAAGCUUCUCACGAACCGAAUUGACGUUAAGGGAAAUAGGAAUGAUAUUGUCAAUUCCCUCUGCAUAUACACCCAAUUAUAUUUAAGGGAUCAGAACCUCUUUUCUUGGAACAAACAUAUCUUGUGUCUGGUGCGCAACCAGUGCGUAAACUUUCUGAACAGAUUCUACGCCUUCAUGUUUUACAACAGUGUUUUCAAGACGCAUCAGCUGAACCUGUUUUUUCAAGAUAGAUGGAUAGCGAAGAAUAUAACCGUUACCCCGGCAGACAGUAGGGAGCGCGCUCCUCGAAACCUAACCCUUGAGAAUGCCCCCCGAGAUAGGGACAAUUACUAUUUUAAGGACGAAGAGAAGAAGAAGGAGCUGCUCCUUAACUGCAUCAACAACAUCUCAGAUAUAUUAAUGGCUCUGAUUGGAAGGAAAGAGGAGGCCAUUAUUUGCAAUAAAUUGUUUCUCGACCCGAAUAAUAAGGAAGGUAAGGAGGUAGAACCGAGCCGUACCUACAAUGGUGAAAGGGGAGACACCCACGAAGAAGAUGAUCUGCGAGACAUUCGAAGAGCUGACGCGAAGGGAAAUGGAAUCAAGAAAAAAAAGGACAGCGAGGAACACUGCAAUUACACGAAGAAACAGAGAAAAUUGAGAAAUGACGAGACUGUGCAAAUGGACCCCAAGGGCGGUACAGUUGGCCCCCUCGACUGUCUUGACGACGGUAAUGCAAGUGGUAAUCCUCUAGCAGAUUCACUCCCAAAGCAGAUCAACGUAACGAAAGGUGGAACCAAGAAUUUAGAGGGGGUUUUAAAAAACGUCGAAGAGAAGGAAGGGAAGGAAGAGAAGGAAGAGAAACAUGUGAAGUACCUUCGUCUGAUGAAACUAUGGGACAAAUUUAAACUACAGGAAGGUAGCGACGGGCAACCUUCUCAAAGCCGAAACAUGGUAACAGAAAUGUUAUUUGUAAGCUUGUUGAACGAGGUAGAAAAAAUAUAUAAGCUACGCCUGUUGGGGGAUGUGCCCUCCAAGGGGAUCGAGGCAGACAAUGUAGGGGCGAGCACAUCUGUGAAUUCAUCUGAGAACGGAGACGACUGCCAUCUAACCUUCCUCGCCGUUCACCUCAAAGGAAGCAAGUACCAUUUCAGCUCUGUGACUGAGUUUUACAAAAUAGUGAACAAGGAGAAUGCCAAGGGGAAGGACUCCUUCGAAAUGGAUGACCGAGCAGGAGUAGCAAUCCGAGUAGGCAAAGCAGGUGAAGUGACAGGCGUAGCAGGUGAGGGCGCUUCCCCUCGGAGUGCCACCCAUGGAUGUAGGAAGAAGGCACACAAAAAGGAGCACAAACAUGUGAAAAGAAGAGGCAUCCAGAAAAUGGCCCACCAUAACCGACACACAGGACAAAGAAAAGGGAAAUUCCUCGUCCUAUCAUCUAAGAGAACUGCCUCUUAUAUCCUCAGGGAAAACGUAGGGAUGUUUGUGCUAUACCGAGGAUGGCUGAGGAUGGCAUGUAGAUGGGCCAAGCGAUUUGUCCAAAGGAUGAAAAAAAGAAAAGGAAGAAAUGAAACAAAGGAGACAAAAGAAUAUUUCAUAGAGAAAGAGAAGGAAACCUACGAUUGCCUCUUCAUUUUCCCCAAACAAUUAAGGCACCAGUACAAGGAAAUCAUCCUCUGUAGAUUAUGGGACAAGGUUAACAGGAUGCUUAAUUUUAACGAUGGCGACUUUUUUCUUGUCCUGAAGAUACAUAUGAAUUAUGUGUUCCUUGUUAAUUGCCGCAAGAGAGUUUCCUUCUGGAUCAACAUCAAACACGUGUAUAGAAAUGUGCUAGUUAUGCGUCUUGAGGAGGGAUCCGACAACGGGGGGGAAACCAGGAAAGGGGAAUUCAGCGACCAAAUAUCCAACGGCCAAAUAUCCAACCGUCAAAUAUCCAACGACGGGCCAGAUAACGAAACCGUCUUCCACGAAGAGAACAACAAAUCCGCGCUCAAUAAUAAAGUUGCGCUAAUAUUCGAAAAGACGACGCGAGAAGAUAUCCUCUCCUCCUUCAUUAAAAACACGACGACCACCCCCAUCACCUACAUGAGUAGGGGCAUGAAAAAUAUAAAGACCUUCCAGAGGAAGUACCUAAUCUUCACGCAGAAAAAUCACAUCGUGCUACUGAAGAUUAUUUUUUCAAAAAGCAAUGGAAAAUUUUCAAGGAGAAAAAACGGACUGAUGGAGAGAAUCCUGCAGAAUUCUGUCUACGACAAGAAGAUGCUUGUCUAUCGAACGGAGAAUGGUCCAAUAGUGAAUUUUUCCGACGUUUUUAAUGAGAUGCUCUACAAUCAGUACAUAAUGAAGAACAGGUCUAGCGGGAAGAAGGGUCUAAGCGAAGUAGAGUAUAUAGAAAUGUUAUCCAAUAGUAGGGGCAAUCUGCCAGGCGCAACCACCACGACGAACACUGGAGGGAAUAAUCCCGACCGAAGUUCUAACCCUGAUAUAAGCGCGGAAAGCACCCCAUUGGCAGGGAAUCCAAACCGUGGAGAAUACCUAAACAAGCAGAAGUACCAACAGAUGAAGCAGAAGGACGAGGAAUACAUGGACCUAUUUAAAAGUUACAUAUUCGAGCAACAAUUUACCACCGCGGAGAAGGAGUUCUUCUACUCCCUCGAGUACGAAAUCGUGGAACAUCACAGAAACGAAGAAAACUUUGAAAACAUAAACGACAUGGAUGUGUGUGAAAAUAAAAUUCUCAUCGUUACAAAUAGUUAUGUUCGCUUGUACCAAUACGACGAACAGAAAAAUGUUCUGACCCUACAAUGCUCCAAUAUGUUUUACAACAUUAAUAACAUGAUAAUGAACGAAAGGUAUAGGAAGGCAUUAGUCCUGCGAGGCAUUUUCCAAAGUGUAAAUAUCGCGUCGAAGAGAUUCCUUUCCAUUUACUACGUGCUCGGGAAGUGUAUGUACUAUAUUGGUCAUAUAAAAUUAAGAAAUGAAAUAAAAUUUCUUUUGGAAAAUAAAUUAAUACACAAUCUCAUGGGGGUUAAUAUGAAUGUCAAUCAAAGGGAACACAUGAUAGACAGCAUACGAACGUAUGAGAAAUUUUUUUUUAAUUUUUUUCUUGUGGACUCCAAAUGUAAUUUUCUCUCCAUAUAUACUUGUCCCUUAUCGAAAGACAAGCAAAUGCAACAGAAUUACUUUUACGAUAAUAAUCGAGCUGUGCAGAUAUGUCAUGACCUGAUAUUAUUCUUGCAAAUACUUAUCAAUGGGAAGAAGAACAGCUCCACAUCUCUCCAUCCAAGUGAUCCAUUUAUGAGCAAAAUAGAAUAUGCCUACUCGAAGAGGAUGAAAAAAGUAAAGAGGAAUUAUUUUUACAAUAAUUAUAUUAUAAAAUCCAAGUACAGAAUCUUCUUAACAAUUUUCGUCAACAGAUUCUUCAUCUACCUGAAUAAAAAAAUCGUCUUUUUGAAAAACGCCUUUUCACAAAGUUGCAUGGAUGACCUACUAUUUGAAUUAAAGUUACGUGUUUACAACAGAAUUUUAAGACUCAGUUCGUACCAUUUCUCUGACAGGAAAAGUGCCUUCCAGUUGCUGAACGAUAUGUAUGAUAUGCGGGCUAAUAAAAACGCACCCUACUUUUCUCUACAAACGCGUCUGCAGGAUUAUAGGGACAUUAUCAGCAGGGAAUUUAACCACAUGAAGGUGUACCCCUCUGCAGCCCCGCGUGCUGAUCAGCCUGUAGAAGAUUAUUAUCAACCCACCAGUACAAACCACGCGCAAGAGGAACCCUCCCUCGAAAGAAACAUUGCCAGAAAAAUUGAAGAAAUGAAUAAGUAUCGAUUCGAUCCUAUAAUAGACUACAACGGGGUUGUAAAAAACAACAUCAAAGACAACUCCUACUACGAUAUAGAUUUUUAUCACUUCCUCGAUUGCAUUCACAAUAUGGACCAAGGUACCUUCUCCAAAAAGACCAAAAUUACAGAAUAUAGGAAUUAUUUGAAAAGCAGCUUUGCAGACAAUUCGCUUUUUCAGAUGUAUUUUAACUUCCUUACGUACAUAUCCAAUAACCCCAAGAUGUUCCAUCACAUCAAAAAGUAUUUGCAUUUCCAUCCUUACUCCACCAAGUUGUUAAAAAACAGGGUGUAUUAUUUCAACAUGGAUUUGCUCAAUGUUAUUUUUACCUUUGAUAACGAUGCCUUGGGUGAACUUAAAAGCGUCCUCACCUUAUUCCCUACUUGUCCCUCCUUGGAUGAGGUGUUCACGGCAGUUGCUCUGUUGCGCAUGCCCCUUGGUGGGGCAUAA